Molecule: messenger RNA, 3139 nt
Organism: Scomber japonicus (chub mackerel)
Lineage: Eukaryota; Metazoa; Chordata; Actinopteri; Scombriformes; Scombridae
Product: helicase POLQ-like
Exons: 19
Coding region: 11-3139 (1042 amino acids)
Molecular function (GO): nucleic acid binding; ATP binding
Source: RefSeq, a predicted model, not a curated record
CUGGACAGGUAUGAAUGAAGCGAGGAGAGAAAUCAAAGUGAAAAGAGUUUCCUCAAGAAAAAGGUCCAGAGACAGCUGGAAGACUCAGCUGACUCCUGCCAGAAAGGGAGGAGGAGAGGAGCUAUGUCCCAGGAACUGGAAGCUCAGCAGCAUCAUGGCUGAUAUAAAAGCUGUUGAGUACUGCAGUGACAGUGAGGACUUAUUUGGGGACUAUGACAGUAUCUUGGAGGACAGUUCUUUCUUAGCAAAGCUGGACGAUGCAGAGCAGAGCGAGCGUCAGCGUGAUCUUCAGACCCAUGCUGUGGAUCAGCAGCAGGACUUCACAAGUCUGCGUCCGUCAAAACCGUCCAGCGAGGACGUCCUCACCGACUCCAUCCUGGACGGGCUCGGAGACGAAUCCUUCGAGGACUUACCGGUCAGCCAGCUGGAAUUUCAAGAACGAGUUAAUGAGAAGGCGAAGAAGAGCCGCCUGCAGGAUGGAGAUAAAACCUCCACACCUUUUAGAAGCUCAGACGCAAAGAGACGCACGGAGGAUCAAACCAAGAGACACACGGAGGAUCAAACCAAGAGACACACGGAGGAUCAAACCAAGAGACACACGGAGGAUCAAACCAAGAGACAGACGAAGGCGAGGAGGAGCGUGGCCGACCAACUGAAGAGGACGAUGCUCUGCAACGCCGCCGUUCCCUCCGAGCUCUCUCGCUCCGUGGUGCUGAAAGAAGCGGUGGUUUCUGAGGAGAUCAGCGUCGCCAUGCUGGCCAUGGAGACCGUGUCUGCUCAGACCACCGACCUCGGACCGUUCUUUGGACUUCCCACCAAAGUCAGAGACCUGAUCUACAACCUGAGAGGAAUCAAGAGCCUUUAUGAUUGGCAGGAGACGUGUCUGAACCUGGACUGCGUUCAUCAGAGGAAGAAUCUGAUCUACUCGCUUCCCACCAGCGGAGGGAAGACGCUGGUGGCAGAGAUCCUCAUCCUCAGAGAGCUGCUGUGCAGGAAGAAGGACUGUCUGUUCAUUCUGCCGUACAUAUCUCUGGUGCAAGAGAAGGUUCGUGGGUUAGCGAGCUUUGGCCUGGAGCUGGACUUCAUGGUGGAGGAGUACGCUGGCAGCAAGGGGAAGUUUCCUCCGAUGAAGAGGAGGAAGCAGAGGUCUCUUUACAUCGCUACAAUAGAAAAAGCUCACAGCCUCGUCAACUCUCUGAUUGAGAGCGACCGGCUGGACCACCUCGGGCUGGUGGUGGUGGAUGAGCUUCACAUGCUGGGAGACGGCAGCAGAGGGGCGGUGAUAGAAAUGACUCUAGCUAAAGUUCUAUACGUGAGCAAAAUGACUCAGAUUAUUGGGAUGAGCGCCACUCUGGGAAACAUCAAAGACCUGCAGACGUUCAUGAAAGCUGAAAACUACACGAAUGACUUCAGACCUGUUCAGCUGAAAGAAUACGUUAAACUGAAUGACACCAUCUAUGAAGUGGACCCAAAAGAAGAGGACUGCUUCAGAUUAUCACGUCACCUCAACUUUAAGUACUCCAGCUCCAUGCAGAAGAUCGAUCCGGAUCACAUCAUCGCUCUGGUGACCGAAGUCAUCCCGACUCAUUCCUGUCUCGUCUUCUGUCCCACGAAGAAAAACUGUGAGAACGUCGCAGCGAUGAUCUGCAAAUACCUGAAAGAGGACUUCCUGCGGCACCGGGAGAAGGAGAAGUCCGUCCUCCUCAGAGAUCUGAAGGACAGCGGGAACGGCUCGGUGUGUCCGGUGCUGCGGAGGACCGUCCCGUUCGGUUUGGCGUAUCAUCACAGCGGUCUGACCAGCGAGGAGAGGAAGCUGGUGGAGGAGGCGUACUCUAACGGAGUGCUGUGUCUCCUCACCUGCACCUCCACGCUGGCUGCAGGCAUCAACCUUCCUGCUCGCAGAGUGAUCCUGCGCUCGCCGUACGUGGCCACCGACUUCCUGAAGAGGAGCCAGUACAAACAGAUGGUGGGACGAGCCGGGAGAGCGGGCAUCGACACGGAGGGAGAGAGCAUCCUCAUCCUGCAGGACAGAGACAGGAACAUGGCUAAGAAUCUUGUUUGUGCUCCGAUGGAGAACUGUUACAGCAACCUGAUGCACGACGAUGGAAAAGGCGUCCUGAGUCUCAUCCUGUCGCUCAUCGGACUGAAUAUCACUCGGUCUGUGGCUCAGAUUUGGGACUUCCUGUGCGGGACGCUGCUGUACGUCCAGCAGCAGCAGCUGUGUGAGGAGAAGAGUCUGCAGGACGUCGUUCGGCAGUGUGUCGACUUCCUGAAAGAGAAAAACCUCGUCACCGCCUCUGCAGACACACACGGGGAAAGUCUGCAGGUCACCAAGCUGGGAAGAGCUACGUUUAAAGGCUCGGUGGAUCUGACUCGCAGUGACGAGCUCUACUCAGACCUCUCUAAAGGUUUGGAGGGUCUGCUGCUCAACAGUUACCUCCAUCUGGUCUACCUGGUGACACCGUAUGACAUGAUCUCACAGUGCAAACCUGACUGGAUGAUUUACUUCAGACAGUUCACGCUGCUUUCCGCUGCAGAGCAGAAGAUGUCCGCCACCGUCGGAGUGCCUGAAAGUUUUGUAGCUAGAAAAGCUGCAGGUCAGACUGUGAAGAAGAGUGUGAACAUGGUGGUGGUGAGCAGGAUGUAUUUGGCUCUCGUGCUGUUCUCUCUGCUGAAGGAGACGAGCUUGUGGAGUGUCUCCGACAAGUUUCAGCUGAGUCGAGGUUUCAUUCAGACGCUGCUCAGCUCCUCGUCGGCCUUCUGCUCCUGCGUGCUGCACUUCACUGAGGAGCUGGAGGAGUUCUGGCCGUUCAGAGCUCUGCUGACUGAGCUGACGCGGAGGCUGAGCUACUGUGUGCAGGCGGAGCUGAUCCCUCUGAUGGAGGUAGUCGGAGUCAUGGAGUCGAGAGCGAAGCAGCUGUAUAACGCCGGCUAUAAGACUCUGACUCACCUGGCCAACGCCGACCCAGCAGUUCUCUCCAAGACGAUAGAAAACCUCUACAAGAAACAAGCCAACCUGAUCGUGGCCUCGGCUAAAAUGCUGCUGAAUGAAAAGGCGGCGGCGCUGCAGGAGGAAGUGGAUGAGCUGCUGAUGAUGCCCGUAGACUUCCCCUCAGCUUCACACACACUCUUCACCUGA